Linum tenue is the source of this 1020-nucleotide messenger RNA. The record is from the annotation of a GenBank genome assembly. NCBI's taxonomy places the organism in Eukaryota, Viridiplantae, Streptophyta, Magnoliopsida, Malpighiales, Linaceae.
AUGCUCAACGAGGACGGAGCGAGAGAAGAAACAUCCACGACGACAACAACGACAGUAGGAAGGCCAUGGAUCGUUCUGUCUCACGAAGAGAAAGGAGGCGGCCGAGAAGUGGUCACAUUGGUCGACUUGGCCAAGGGUGUGUACUAUUCGAGAGAGAAGAAUAGCAUAGAAGCGAGGCUGAGAGGGAAAAGAGUGUAUGCUCAGGGUCAUGGGCGGGUGCUGUUGAUGAAUCUUGACGAGGCAGCAGCAGAAGCAGGGGAUUGUGUUUUGCUGAACGUGACGUCCAUGGUUUUUCAUCAGCUACCACCAUGGCAAAAACGUGUCAACUUCAUCUAUCGAUGCAGCUUGCUCCACUUACCCGAUGAUGCCGAUUCCAAGCUUACGGUCAUGGUCUUUGGUGUAGAUGAAGAUGAGGAGGAGAAUCAACACGCUGUGGCAAUGUUGUGCCAAGUCGGUGACAAUGAGUGGACAGUUUGCGAGGGAGGCGUUCGCGUGGUUGGAGCCAUUGCCUGCCAAGGUAAACUCUACGGGAUUGGUUUCCCAAACAGAUUUGUUGAAAUCGAGGUACGACCGAAAUAUCGGGUCAGACGAAUUCCAGAUGUUGAUGUUCCGAGCUACUACAUCAAGGGAUGCUUCACAAGAAAUUACUUGGUCGAGUCCUGCGGCGAAAUUCUCUUCUUUUACCUACACGUCGCUGGAAAUCUGCUCAAGAAUCGGCAUGUGAACGUGAUCGUUGAUCUAAAAGCGUAUAGGAUAGAUGUGGAGAAGAUGAAAUUGGAAGCGGUGGAUGAUCUUGGCGACCGGGCCUUCUUUCUCAGUUCGUCAGACAAGUGUUUCGUUGGGUCAGGUGGGUUCGGCUGUUGCGCUAGCAAAUCGGGAUUUGAAAGGAAUACCAUUUACUUGGUAAAUCAGUCCGAUAGUUGCUUGUACGCAUACGACUAUGGGGAUGAAAGCGUUUCGAUUACAUUGUCGUGCCCUGCAGUGGAAACUUGCUCGAUGCAGCGCUUAGUAGUUAGCUAA